Myotis davidii is the source of this 1227-nucleotide messenger RNA. It is a transcript of the gene RCN1, whose product is annotated as reticulocalbin 1. The record is from RefSeq and is a predicted model, not a curated record. Gene Ontology annotation, cellular component: endoplasmic reticulum. Lineage: Eukaryota; Metazoa; Chordata; Mammalia; Chiroptera; Vespertilionidae. The transcript has 5 exons. Bases 86 to 913 code for a protein of 275 amino acids. Gene Ontology annotation, molecular function: calcium ion binding.
CUGGGUGGGAGGAAGGCAUGCCGUUCUUGGAAGAGAUGAACUUGAAGGUCCUUUCCAGCACCAUCGGAUCAUUGAGCUUGUGUCUAUGCAUUUUAGAUUCUGCAGGCGUUUGAUCUUUCUCUGGAUCAGGAUCAUGCAAGUCUUGAUAAUAGCCUUGUGUUUUAACUACAGGAAGAUUGUCGAUCGAAUUGACAGUGAUGGGGACGGCUUUGUCACCACGGAGGAGCUGAAAACCUGGAUCAAACGGGUGCAGAAAAGAUACAUCUAUGAUAAUGUUGCUAAAGUCUGGAAGGAUUAUGAUCGGGACAAGGACGAUAAAAUUUCCUGGGAGGAAUAUAAACAAGCCACCUAUGGUUACUACCUAGGAAACCCUGCAGAGUUUCAGGAUUCUUCAGAUCAUCACACCUUUAAAAAGAUGCUGCCACGCGACGAGAGAAGGUUCAAAGCUGCAGACCUCAAUGGUGACCAGACAGCCACUCGGGAGGAGUUCACCGCCUUUCUGCACCCUGAGGAGUUUGAGCAUAUGAAAGAAAUUGUGGUUUUGGAAACUCUGGAGGACAUCGACAAGAAUGGGGAUGGGUUUGUGGACCAGGAUGAGUAUAUCGCGGAUAUGUUUUCCCACGAGGAGAAUGGCCCUGAGCCAGACUGGGUUUUGUCAGAACGGGAGCAGUUUACUGAAUUCAGGGACCUGAACAAGGAUGGGAAGUUGGACAAGGAUGAGAUUCGCCACUGGAUCCUCCCCCAAGACUAUGACCACGCACAGGCUGAGGCCAGACACCUGGUGUAUGAGUCGGACAAAAACAGGGAUGAAAAGCUAACUAAAGAGGAGAUAUUGGAGAACUGGAAUAUGUUUGUUGGGAGCCAAGCUACCAAUUAUGGAGAAGACCUCACAAAAAAUCAUGAUGAACUUUGAUACACACUCAGCGUAACAUGACAGACUGUCAUGGGCUUUCUUUUAUUGUCUUGGAUGGUUGCUACAGUUGACUAAUUUAUAGCAGUUGUGUCCCUGAAACAGCAGUUUAUAACCUCAGAUUGGGCUUAAAAUUGCUUUUCACUCAAUGUUUACUGCGAAAUAUUUCUAUUCCUAUUUCUAUCAUUUCUGUUCCUUCAAUAAGAUAUCUCUACAAACACCUUAAAAUCUGUGUAAAUCACAAUAUUUUGGGGGGUGGGGAUACAUUACAAAAACAUGACUUUUUAGCCUUUUUCAUUAAAUUUAAAGGGGAAUAA